GGGGGGUUUCCUUUCUUCAUUCUUCAGCCCCUUAUCUCCCCCGCCCCAAAAAUGGCUUCCACAGCCUCACUCUCUCUAACUCAAACACCUCAAAUCCAAUACCCAACACGGCGGAAAACUCCCUUACCCCAAAAACCCCACAAAAAACCACUUCUUUUCCUUCCCAAACCCACCCUUCAUCCUUCUCUUGUCUCUUUCCCUUUCCCUCUCAAUCUCAAUUCCCCUCCAAACCCAGCUCGUUUCUGCCCUUUGCACGACUCCCUCCACGACAACUUCGUCGAAAACAUCGAAAACCCAUCAAAUUUCCUCUUACCUAAAGCCCAAAGCCACCAAAUUCUUUCUCCAGAAUCGACCCCAAGGCUCUUUAUUCAAGACCCACCUUGGAUAUCAGCUUUAUUCUUAAAGGGUCUUUACAAAAUGACCAACCAGACAGUCAAAAUAGAGCACAAAGAGAUUGAGAAAAGGAAGUAUAAUCUGCUAAGAAGGAGACAAGUGAAGGAAGAGACUGAAGCUUGGGAGAAGAUGGUGGAAGAAUACAGGGAACUGCAGAGGGAAAUGUGUGAGAAGAAACUGGCUCCUAAUUUGCCUUAUGUGAAAGGGUUGUUUUUGGGAUGGUUUGAGCCGAUGAGGGAGGCAAUUGCAAGGGAACAGAAGGUUCAGAAGGGAAAAAGUAAGAAGCUGAGAGCGGCUUAUGCGCCGCAUAUUGAGUUGUUGCCGGCGGAUAAAAUGGCGGUUAUUGUUAUGCAUAAGAUGAUGGGGUUGGUUAUGGGAGCUCAGGAAGAUGGGUUUGUGCAGGUUGUGCAGGCUGCUGUGCACAUUGGGGUGGCUAUUGAACAGGAGGUUAGAAUUCAUAACUUCUUGGAGAAAACUAAGAACUAUCAGAGGAAGAAGACUACAGAUGAGGUUCAAGGUUUGAGCAAGGAGAAGGAGAUACUUAAAAAACGUGUUAAUAGUUUGAUUAGGAGGAGAAGACUCGUUGAGGUGCAGAAGCUGGUAAAAAAUGAAGAAAUUAAACCUUGGGGUAGAGAUGCCCAAGCUAAGCUUGGAAGUCGUCUUCUAGAACUAUUAACUGAAACAGCUUAUGUACAACCUCCAAUUGACCAGUCAGGGGAUAGUCCUCCCGAUGUUCAACCUGCUUUUAGGCAUAAAUUUAAAACUAUCUCGAAGGACCCUGGGAAAAAAAUGAUGAAGAGAUAUGGGGUUAUUGAAUGUGAUCCCCUAAUACUUUCAGGGCUUGAUAGAUCUGCUAAGCAUAUGUUGAUUCCUUAUGUGCCAAUGUUGGUGCCUCCAAAAAAAUGGAAAGGGUACGACAAGGGUGGCUACUUGUUCUUGCCUUCUUAUGUCAUGCGAACUCAUGGAUCGAGGAAACAACAAGAUGCACUUAAGGGUGUGCAUGUGAAAAAGAUGCAGAAAGUAUUCGAGGCCCUGGAUACACUUGGAAGCACCAAAUGGAGGGUGAAUAAAAAGGUACUCGCUGUGGUAGAGAGUAUUUGGGCUAGUGGUGGCAACAUUGCAGGCUUGGUUGAUCGUAAUGAUAUUCCUAUACCAGAGAAACCUUCUUCAGAGGAUUCAACAGAAAGCCAAGAGUGGAAAUGGAGUGUGAGAAAGGCAAACAAGAUUAACCGAGAGAGACAUUCUCAACGAUGUGACACUGAACUUAAGCUUUCUGUGGCUCGGAAAAUGGAGAAUGAGGAAGGCUUUUAUUAUCCUCACAAUCUUGAUUUUCGAGGCCGUGCAUACCCCAUGCAUCCACAUUUGAAUCAUCUAAGUUCUGAUCUCUGUCGAGGAGUUCUUGAAUUUGCUGAAGGACGACCACUAGGGAGAUCUGGCUUACAUUGGCUGAAAAUACAUUUAGCAAACCUGUUUGCUGGAGGUGUUGAAAAGCUUUCACAUGAUGGGCGUCUAGCAUUUGUGGAUAAUCAUUUAGAUGAUAUAUUUGAUUCAGCAGAAAACCCUAUUAAUGGUAACCGGUGGUGGUUAACAGCUGAGGAUCCUUUUCAGUGUUUAGCUGCUUGUAUUAAUUUGUCAGAAUCCUUAAAGAGCUCAUCCCCACAUAGUGUGCUCUCCUACCUGCCAAUUCAUCAGGAUGGUUCCUGCAAUGGCUUACAGCACUAUGCAGCCUUGGGAAGAGAUAGUUUGGAAGCUGCAGCAGUUAACUUGGUUGCUGGAGAGAAACCAGCUGAUGUUUAUUCAGAAAUUGCUGUAAGGGUUCACAAUAUAAUGAAGAGGGACAGUGACAAGGAUCCUGCAACAAAUCCCAAUGCUUCAUUGGCAAAGCUCUUAAUUGAUCAGGUGGAUCGGAAAUUAGUAAAACAAACAGUAAUGACCUCAGUAUAUGGUGUCACUUUUGUUGGGGCACGUGAGCAAAUAAAACGACGAUUAGAGGAGAAGGGUCAUAUAACUGAUGAUAGAGUGCUGUUUGCCGCAGCUUGCUAUACUGCAAAAGUGACAUUGGCAGCCCUUGGAGAACUAUUUCAAGCAGCACGAAACAUAAUGGGCUGGCUUGGUGACUGUGCGAAGGUUAUCGCUUCGGAGAAUCAACCGGUGCAGUGGACAACACCUCUUGGACUCCCUGUUGUGCAACCCUACUAUAAAAGUGAACGACAUCUUAUAAGAACAUCUCUCCAGGUAUUAGCCUUGCAGCGGGAGGGCGACUCAGUAGAAGUUAGAAAACAGAGAACUGCAUUCCCUCCGAACUUUGUGCACUCACUUGAUGGUUCUCACAUGAUGAUGACUGCUGUUGCAUGCAGGGAUGCUGGUCUACAUUUUGCAGGGGUCCAUGACUCCUUCUGGACACAUGCAUGCGAUGUGGAGAAGAUGAACCAGAUACUCAGAGAAAAAUUUGUUGAGCUUUAUAGCAUGCCAGUUCUUGAAAAUUUGUUUGAAAGCUUCCAGACAUCAUAUCCAUCAUUGGUUUUUCCUCCCCUUCCAGAGAGAGGCAACUUUGACUUGCGAGAGGUUCUCAAGUCUCCUUACUUUUUCAACUGAUUCUUGAAGUGGAACAACAUUUGUAUAUUAUGUGCAGAAACAGUGCUAGCUUGUGCUACAAACAUUGCUAGCUUGUUGUACAUUCUUUUGCCCUAGAGCAUCAAGAAGUUUCGGAGAGGAGUAAAUCCCUGUGGGACUCAACUGAAAUUUGGGAUAUGAAGAUCUGACUGCUUUUGCUUCCGGGUAAGCUAUCUAGACUGUGUAGGAUUAGAAUUGUCCUUAACAGUGGCUGAGAUUUAUAGAGAAACCUUGUCUCUGGCUUUGAGGUACUGUUACUCAGAGGAAAUGGUUACUCCUUAUAUGGAAGUGUUAAUGAUUUCUAGAGCAUGGGUUGAAACUUCCUGGAAGCCAAGAGACAUUGUAGAUGCCAAAUACUUGCAGCGAUUUUUUAUAUGCUGCGGGAGCUGAUCAUCCAAGAUUACAACAGAUGUCUUUUUUGAGUGAUGUAAACAAGUAGCUGUUUCUAUUCUUUCAUGUCUAUUUGUUGUAUCAAAGGAACAAAAGAUAAUGUAGCAGGCACACGGGUAGUCACAUGCACCUGCUGAAUAUCAACCUAUGUACCUUAAAGCCAACAUAAUGAAAUAGAAGAAAAUUCUUUUAGCUCA
Messenger RNA from Theobroma cacao (cacao), 3593 nucleotides. RefSeq names its product DNA/RNA polymerases superfamily protein (gene SCA3). NCBI's taxonomy places the organism in Eukaryota, Viridiplantae, Streptophyta, Magnoliopsida, Malvales, Malvaceae. Gene Ontology annotation, cellular component: mitochondrial DNA-directed RNA polymerase complex. The record is from RefSeq and is a predicted model, not a curated record. Gene Ontology annotation, biological process: mitochondrial transcription. Gene Ontology annotation, molecular function: DNA binding; DNA-directed RNA polymerase activity.